This is a messenger RNA of Ficedula albicollis (Collared flycatcher), 4115 nucleotides long. It is a transcript of the gene SPRY4, whose product is annotated as sprouty RTK signaling antagonist 4. The record is from RefSeq and is a predicted model, not a curated record. The coding region runs from base 244 to 1134 and encodes 296 amino acids. Lineage: Eukaryota; Metazoa; Chordata; Aves; Passeriformes; Muscicapidae. Gene Ontology annotation, biological process: negative regulation of Ras protein signal transduction; negative regulation of fibroblast growth factor receptor signaling pathway; negative regulation of MAP kinase activity. Gene Ontology annotation, cellular component: membrane; cytosol. The transcript has 2 exons.
CGGCCGCUGCCCUCCCAUUCAUAAAAUAGCCAUUUUCCCAGGCAGGCGGGCGCAGCGCCGCUGACAGCGCCGCGCUCGCAGGUCCUGCCCGCAGCUCCGCCGCUCCUGCCAGCGUUCUCCAGGUCCGGCCCCCUCGUCCGCCUCGCUUUUGGGAUUAACUCGCCUAUGGAGAGAUGGUCCUAGCUGAAUUAUUUAAAGACACUUAAGCUCAGAUUUUCCCCCAGCAGUCAGACUGAUUUCUCAAUGGAGCCCCGGAUUGCUCACAACAUCACCGUGGUGCCCAACUCUGCCAUGGUGCAGCCCUUGCUGGACAGUCGGAUCCCCUACGGGCGGCUGCAGCACCCGCUGACCAUCCUGCCCAUCGACCAGAUGAAGACCACCCACGUGGAGAACGACUACACCGACAACCCCAGCGCCUCCCAGCCGGCCCAGAAGCGCCCCCGAGCCCCCCACGAGCCGGGCUUGGGCAGCCAGCACCCGCAGCGCUGCGAGCAGGACGUCACCCACCCCUGGAUCUCCUUCAGCGGGCGCCCCAGCUCCAUCAGCAGCAGCAGCAGCACCUCCUCGGACCAAAGGCUGCUGGAGCACAUGGCCCCGGUGCCCGUGGCGGAGCAGUCGUCCCCGCGCGCCGUGCGCAUCCAGCCCAAGGUGAUCAACUGCAAGCCGCUGGAGCUGAAGGGCCCCACGCCCCAGGAGCUGGACAAACACUUCCUGCUGUGCGAGGCCUGCGGGAAGUGCAAGUGCAAGGAGUGCGCCCUGCCCCGGACUCUGCCGUCCUGCUGGGUCUGCAACCAGGAGUGCCUGUGCUCGGCGCAGAACCUGGUCAACUACUCCACCUGCAUGUGCCUGGUCAAGGGCGUCUUCUACCACUGCACCAACGAGGACGACGAGGGCACGUGCGCCGACCAGCCCUGCUCCUGCUCCCAGUCCAACUGCUGCGCCCGCUGGUCCUUCAUGAGCGCCCUGUCCCUGGUGCUGCCCUGCCUGCUCUGCUACCUGCCCGCCACCGGCUGCGUCAAGCUGGCCCAGAGAUGCUACGACCGAGUCAGCCGGCCCGGCUGCAGGUGCAAAAACACAAACAGUGUCAUUUGCAAGGCGCUGCCCGAGAGCAAAGGGGCAGAAAAGCCCUUUUAAUGGUUUGGGAGGAUGCUCCGUGGAGCAGGGCGGUGUUGGCUCUUUUUAGUAACCUGUGUUCUGAGGACAGCGUUAGCCUCUCGCCUUCGGGGAAAGCAGAAGCAACUAUUUCCACAAUCUGAAGCACUUUGGGUUAUUCAGGGUUUUUGGGACUGGUCGCAGUUGAGAUAGAUGGGGCCAAAGGAGGAACGUUAAUGGUGCAGAGUGAAGGCUGCAAACCCACGUACAUUGUGAAGUACAGCUGCUGAAAAACUCCCGGCGUGGACGUUCGGCUGCUCACCAGGCCUGCACACACAGGAACCACGAACUGCUCGCUCGGCAGGCACCGCCUCACAGCCCAUCCCCACUCCCAGCUGCAAAACGCUGCUUUGAAUUCGGAUUCAGGGCAGGCUGCUUGUUUCCUGUCUCCUUCCAAACCCCUGCUCGCUCCCAGCAGCCUGUUGAAGGUGAUGGGAGAACUCCCUCCACCCUCCUUCCCUCCUAGACGCCACUCCAAGGGCUGGUUGCACACAAAGUACACGUUUCUCAAAAGCUUUCUGCAUCCCUCGAAGAUUUUUGGACCAGAAGUGAAGCUACAUUUCAUUCAAUGAAGGGUCUUUUGGGCAUAUCCCACCCGGCCCCAGUGGUUUGGACCCUCCAACAGCACCACUCCAGGAAGAUGAUGGCCCAGGAGGAUGGAUGGUGGCCCAGGAGGAUGGAUGGUGGCCCAGGAGGAUGGAUGGUGGCCGAUCCCGCUUGCCCCAGGCCCACACGCCCUCCCCGAGCAAAGGGGAUGUAACUCAACCACAAAGCAAAGACAGGCAGGGUUUGUUUCUCUAAAGCUCUGGUAAGAAGUCCGACAAACCUACGUGUACGAUGCACAUAGAUGUAUUUUUCUAGGGAUCUCAACCCAGUACCUCCCCUCCUGGAACAAGCUCUUCUUUGCUCAUUAAAUAUUAAGAUUUGGUUUUGUCUUGGGGGGUGAAUGGCAUUUGCUUGAAGUACAGCACAUUCCCCCACCCCUAUUGCUGCUGUUUGACUUUUGCCUCUUCUGUACAAAAGUGUCUUUUUAAAUGUAAAGAAUCCUUUUAAUGUUGAUUUUAGUGUUAACACACACUAGGGAAAGGCAGGGGAAGGAAGAGAGCGUAGUUAACGAACGGGCCCGUGGUUUUCAGCAUGCAAAUACUGGCUCUGUCCUUGCACUCAUCCUGGGGCUGGCUCUGCCUUCCCCAAGGAUGCUGUAACCCCUCUCUCUUGACAACUACAAGGUGCUAAACAAGAAUCUUGGUCCAAACAUGCAACACUCUAAUGAGUAGGUAGGUACUUGUUGCAUGCAGAAAACUGACCUAGUCUCUCUUGGUGUUUUUAAUUGGAGGAGACUUCCUCAGUAAAUGCACAGCAGUGACAGUGAAAUGUCAUCUCUAAUUAGAUAAGCAAUAGGCAGAGCUCAUGUAGCAUUUCCAGGAAUCCCGUUGGCCUGGUUGUGACACAGCCACGGGUUGGGGUUGAUGGGACUCUGGUGUCUGUGGGUUUCAGAAUUCAGCUCAGCUGGAUGACUUGGGGUUUAGCUCAAUUGAAUUGUAGAUAUUUAUUGAAUGGGGGAGUUAAAAAAAAAAACAAAAACUUUUCUAUUUAUAACAUUUGCUAGCUUGUACGUGCUGAAUCAUAGAAAAAAGGACGUGAUGUCUGUUAGCAGAUACCAGUUCCUGUAGGGUAACCUCACAUUAACUGUGUGGGCACCAGGAAGCAGGUAGGGAUCCAGAGCUGUAUUUAUAUUAUCUUGCACAAAUUGGAGAGCAAAAGAUAAAAGGAAAACCAACCCCAAACUAGCUGAACUGUUGGUUGAAUGUAUAAGAUAUUGUAUUUAAUAAGAGAAAUCAUUUUCCUGAGAUACAAGCAAGCUAGAAAAGGCAGCAGGAGAGGCAUUUACCUGCCUCCCUCCUCUGUCCCUAUGGCCUCAGCCACAGCUGCUUUGCCUUUCUGACCCUCUGGGCCUGGCUGUUCCUGGGGAAUCUGUGCUUGGCUGCAUGGCCCUCGUGGGCAAAGGCACCUCUGGAAUGGUGGCCACUGUGCCAAUCUCCACUCCUGUCCAAACUCCCAGAGCCCAGCCGGAUUUCCUCUCAUUGUACAUAGCUGUAAACUAAUUCUCUGUUGGUUUGUUUUGCUGCCUCAGCCCGACGAUGCCGUGCUGGAGCCUGUCAAGCCUUGUGGACGUGUUUGAGCAGUGGUCAGUGUAGCACAGUGACCCUCCCUUCCCCCUCCCCUGGCUCCCAGCCCAGGGCAUGGCAGGAAGGAGCUGAGCCCUGCCUGGAGCUGGGGCAGGGCAGCAGCUCCAUCGGCAGCAUCGGCGUUCCCCCUCCUGCCACCCCAACACCUCCAUCCCCCUUCCCUUUGAAGGUACUUGGCUCUCCUGCCACCCCAGAGGUGUGCCACGGGCACUGUGCUGUGUCACCAUGUCACAGCUCUGCUGUCCUGCCUGCCAGAGCCCCCUGCUAAUGAGGGGACGGCUGCUAAUGAGGGGACGGCUGCUAACGAGCACAAACCCUCCAGCCCCAGCACGGUGCUGGGAUGGUCACUGAGGCAGGAGGGCAGCUGAGGGCAGGGCAGGUGCCCUGGGCAGGUGCUCUGCUCUGGAGGAGGGUGGCAGGCACCUGCACUGCUAAUUGCUGCAGCUCUGCUAAUUGCUGUGGCAGGUUCAUGCCAGGCUUUGCCCCUGCCCUCACAAGAAGGGGGCACCUGAGGGUGCUGGCAGUGCCACACCACAUUCCCAGCAGGAGCAGAACGUCCCCAAGAGACAAACACACCAUCACCACAGCCCUGUGCCUCGGGUGCCAGGAGCAGAUCCCAGAUUUGGUGCUCCUGGGCACCUGCUGUGCCACCCUGAUGAGCCCUCACCCUUCCCAGCACUGGGUAUUCCCUCCCCUCCCACACUCUGACACCCUGAGAAAUACUUCCCCCAUCUCCUCUUACCACCCCCUCACAUGUACACCCUGAAAAGUUAC